Zychaea mexicana is the source of this 1808-nucleotide messenger RNA. RefSeq lists its product as uncharacterized. The coding region runs from base 303 to 1601 and encodes 432 amino acids. Gene Ontology annotation, cellular component: Cdc73/Paf1 complex. The record is from RefSeq and is a predicted model, not a curated record. Lineage: Eukaryota; Fungi; Mucoromycota; Mucoromycetes; Mucorales; Lichtheimiaceae. Gene Ontology annotation, molecular function: RNA polymerase II C-terminal domain phosphoserine binding; DNA binding. The transcript is spliced from 8 exons.
AACAGCAUUAGUUUAUUACUUACCCUGGAAUUACCAUACCAAUACAACUUUUUGUGGGUUUACAUAGGGUCAUGAGAGCCUUUUGUUUAGCUUUCUGAUCCAAGUACCGAGUACACUAAAGAUAAAAAGCAAAUGUUCAAUAUGAAAGAGAGAGAGAGAGAGAGCAGAGGUGUUAUUGAUUUAGAUGACAGGUUUCAAAGGGUAACCAACAAACAGAGAGAGCCGGGCUUCAAAAUCAGUAUACGAGAGCGCCUACCUUUACUUUUCUCGGUUUACAAUAUCUUUACUAAAUCACACAAAAAAUGAGCCAAGAAAUUGACGAUCUUAUUCUCGAGCUGGUCGAUCAACCCAACAAUGCUCAAUCUGACGACGAUGAAGGCAUUGAUGAAUACGGACCCGACUUGUACAAAGACGAAGAAGAUCGCCGACGACUACAAGCGCUUCCAGAAGUAGAGCGCGAACGCAUUCUCAGUGAGCGUUCUGAAGAACGUCAACGCAACUUAGAAAGACUCGAAGUGCGGAAAUUGCUCAACGAUGGACGACGUGAAGACAGCACAAGACGUUCCACGCGCGCUAAAGGAAGCAGAACUUCGGGCGCACUGAAUGAAUUGGCACGACGUCGCGAAGAAAAGAAACGUAGCACUCGGCACCGACGCUCGCCAUCACCUACAGAACGACGGAAGAGAGCACGUGCUUCAUACAGCGAUGAAAGUGCUGCUGAAUAUACCGAUGAAGAAGAGGAGGAGGAGGAUGAGGGUCGGGUCAAGCGUACACCCACAUUGGACGAAAUCCAACCCAUUGUUCUCACACGUCAUCGGAUCGAAAGAUGGCUGUAUGCCCCAUAUUUUGAGGAUGUCGCGAUCGGCUCCUAUGUGCGACUUUUCAUCGGCCAGGACGAACAAAAGAAACAUGUGUAUCGAUUAUGCCAAGUUGUUGAUGUUGUCCCUUACCACAAGAAAUACUCGAUUUCCACUGAUAUAUGGAGUAACCAGGCAUUGAAGGUCAAACAUGGAAAAGCAGAAAAGGCGUUCACCAUGGAUAUCAUUUCAAAUCAACCAGUAACACAGCAAGAAUACUCGCGUCUGCUAAGCACUUGCGAAGCUGACCGCGUGCCUCUUCCGGAUUUGGAUGAUGUUAAGGCCAAGACAAAGAACUUUGAAGCUGCACGAUCCUACGUAUUGAACAAUGAAGAAGUAUCUCAGAUGAUUGAAAAGAAACAAUCUAUAUCCGGUCGCAAGGUGAAUGCAUCCAUGGAACAUGCUGUGUUAUUGGCGAAAUUGGAGCAUGCCCGUAACGUUCAAGAUCAUGCACUUGUGGAAAAGAUUUUGGAGGAUUUGAAUGAAGUAAAGGAUUUAGAACGAUCGAGAGAACUGGAAGUGGAGCUGGAGCAAAAACGGCUCAAGGAAAUACAUCGUCAAGCCGCUGCUAAGGCAGAAAUCAGAUCAUCGCAGUGGGAGGAAGACUCUAUCAGAGCUAAAUGGGUCGCUGAACAACUUGCACGGAGGAAGAAAGAAGAGGAAACACCAACCGGACCUGUGGUUGGAUUCCGCGAAUUGUAUCAGAAAGUUGCUGCCAAGACGGAUAUGAUGUUACUAGUUUGACUGUAUGAUUUUCUUUUAACUCCUUAUUAUACGACGUCUUACAAAAUACACCAAGUCACUUUCAGCAUACUCCACACACGAACCCUCCCUCAGCCUCCGCUUUACGUUACCCAUCCCAGUUUUUUUAUUAAACUCUAAGCAUAUGGUUGACAUUAUUAUAAUAAACGCGUACUGCUCAACAGACAUAGCCUCGACUAAAAUAACUGG